AUGUUGGAUGCCAACAAUAUGCUUGUGAAAAUUUAUAGGAUGGUUAGAGAUUGCUUCCAACAGAAUCCUAAUACUACUUUAAAGCUUCGCCUUAUUGGGAAAAGAGAACAAGAUGGUCGGACUUAUAACUUACCUACUUCCUCCGAGGUUGCCGCUCUUAUUGUUGGAGAUAUUGAUAACGCUCUUGAGAAUAGAGAUAUCGUUGUCGAGACACAAACAGGUUCAUUAAAAAGAAUAAGUGAGUUGCAUCCUUCCUAUCUUGCACUUCAGUAUCCUAUUUUGUUCCCAUAUGGAGACGACGGUUACAGAAUUGACAUACCCCAUAGGGGUGUCAUUGAUGUUACUAACAAGAAACGUCCGAAUUGUUUAUCAAUUCCUGAUGAGCAACUAAAGAACUAUGUUUUAUGCGAAAUUGAGAAGUUUUUAACUCGAAAUAAUUCAUCACUUAGAAGAUUUGUAUCAAUGCCUUACCCAGAUACUUCAUCUUUAGAUAACUUUCGCUGUCGAUUGAUUGUUUACGGUUAUGGCGGCACUGGUAAAACAUUUUUAUGGAAAACAUUGUCUGCUGCAAUUAGGUCAAAAGGUGAGAUCGUAUUAAACGUUGCAUUUAGCGGAAUUGCAUCAUUGUUGUUGGAUGGAGGAAGAACGGCGCAUUCUAGGUUUCAUAUACCUUUGAAUCUUAAUGAGGAUUCCGUUUGUCACAUUAAACCUGACGAUGAUGUAGCUAAAUUACUACAACAGACCAAACUCAUUAUAUGGGAUGAAGCUCCUAUGGUUCAUAAACAUGCAUUUGAGGCUUUGGAUAGAACUAUGCAUGACAUUUUCAAUAUCUCUAAUUCAUCCAGAUUUGAUGUUCUAUUUGGAGGAAAGAUAAUUGUUUUUGGUGGUGAUUUUAGGCAAAUAUUACCUGUUAUUCCAAACGGUGGACGACAAGAAAUUGUGAAUGCCUCAUUAUGUUCGUCUUAUUUGUGGAGGAAGUUUGAAGAGAUCAAUAAUUUUGCAAAAUGGUUGUUGGACGUUGGUGAGGGAAAUGUUGGUGGUUCGAAUGAUGGAGAAGCAAUAAUUGAAAUACCACCUGAGCUUUUAAUUGACAGCACAUCUGAUCCAAUUUCUAGCCUGAUUGAUUUUGUCUAUCCGUCAAUCUUGGAGAACUACAAUGAUCGUAAUUACUUUAGUACUAGAGCUAUACUUGCGCCUAAGAAUGAGGUGGUUCACGAGAUUAACGACAGAUUGUUGGCACUUUUCCCAGGUGAAGAAAAAGAGUAUCUUAGUUCUGACAGUCUAUGCCCUACUGAAAAUGCCAAUGCUGAACAGCAAAAAAUAUACUCACCUGACGUUCUGAAUGGUCUUAAAGUAUCUGGUUUACCAAAUCAUAGAUUAGUGCUUAAAGUUGGUGUUCCAGUAAUGUUGUUACGAAAUAUUGACCAACGAAAUGGUUUGUGUAACGGCACAAGGUUAAAGGUUACAAAACUUUACAGCCGUGUAAUUGAAGCUGAGAUAAUUUCAGGUGGAAAUAUUGGUUCUCGGACAUUCAUACCUAGAAUGAAUUUGGUACCUUCCUACAAAAAGAUUCAUUUUGCAUUUCAAAGGAGGCAAUUUCCAAUAACGGUAUGUUUUGCAAUGAUGAUUAACAAAAGCCAGGGCCAGUCGCUAUCUAAGGUUGGUUUGUACUUAAGGCAACCAGUUUUCACACAUGGUCAAUUGUACGUAUCUUUAUCCAGGGUUACAAGACGAGAUGGAAUCAAGUUACUAAUACUUGACAAUGAAGGCAGACCUACAAAUAAAACAAUUAAUGUUGUAUAUAAAGAGAGAUUCAAUGGCUUGUGA
Helianthus annuus (common sunflower) is the source of this 1827-nucleotide messenger RNA. RefSeq lists its product as uncharacterized. Gene Ontology annotation, molecular function: DNA helicase activity. The transcript has 3 exons. The record is from RefSeq and is a predicted model, not a curated record. The coding region runs from base 1 to 1827 and encodes 608 amino acids. Gene Ontology annotation, biological process: DNA repair; telomere maintenance. Lineage: Eukaryota; Viridiplantae; Streptophyta; Magnoliopsida; Asterales; Asteraceae.